Molecule: messenger RNA, 12093 nt
Organism: Nomia melanderi (Alkali bee)
Lineage: Eukaryota; Metazoa; Arthropoda; Insecta; Hymenoptera; Halictidae
Source: RefSeq, a predicted model, not a curated record
GAAUCAGCUGUUAUCACCUGUUGUGUCGCGGUGUAUAUUCAUAGAUGUACCGCAAGCUACAAUGAGAUUAUUUUCUAUACCGUCCAGGUAUAUUUACUUAAAACAUGUGAAAAUUGCUGACUAGCUACAGACCUCUGGCGACAAGUCGUGGAAGCAUCAUCACAUUUAGAAUGUCCAACUGUUUCCGGCUGUAAAAGGAGUGAUGUAGACUUUACAUUUCGAAGUGUAAAGCAACGAAUUGCACAAUAUUUAUGUACAAUAAUUUAUAAAGUUCUUUUGAUUAUUGUAAAAUUGAAGCUAAAUAGGAACAUGUAUGCAUUUACAGUGGAUUAUAGAGAAAUGUAAGUGGUGAAAGCUCUUUAGCAAACUAUGUGCACGAAUUGUGACGUGUUUCCAUCUUGACAAUUCCUGGAAUAUAAAUAAAGUUAACAAUGUGGGACUCAUCGGGAGAACCACCAGGAGAGGAAGAAGGGAAGUCAUCUGAUUCUGUGAUGCAAACGAAAGAGAAAUUGGAAGAAGAAAAGUGUCAAGCAGAGUCUCUUGAAGACAUUGUGUUAAAACCCAAGUCAAGUUCAAAGAAACAAGAGGAGGUCCAGGAAUAUGCUAGGCGGCUUUCUAAACUUAAAUCUAGAGCUAAAUUGUUACGUAAAAACAAAGAAGGAAAAUUUCCAUCUAAAGAUAAAUCACAUACAUCCGAUGCAACUGUGGCUGAUACUUCUGAACAAACUAUUGAUGACAUCAGUCAGGCAAAAACUGCAAAAGCAAAGUCUACUUUACUCCAAAAGAAGUUAGCUGAGGACAGAAAAGUAUUUGAACAGCGCAACAAAGAGAGAACUGAAACUAAACGAGCGGUGGAAGAGAAGGUAGAGGCUAUCAGGCAACAGCUAGAAGAAAAAGAUGUAUCUAACACAGACUUAGCAUUAAUAAAUGUACAAAAAGAUCAACCACCUAUCACAAGUAUAAAACCAGUUGUGAUCACAUCAGAGGUAAUGUCACCAAUACAAAUUGAAAGCAUUCGAGAAAAAGAAUCCAAAAUUUCGGAACUUAGUAAUAAAAUUCUAGAAUUGGAAGCAACUAUUAUAGAUCUGCAAGAAAAUUUAAAAGAGAAAGACUCUGUUAUUGAAUCUAAAACAAAAGCAGUUACACUUAUGUCUGCAGAUCUUUCUUUGAAAGGUAAAACAACAUUGGACACUCUCGAAGAUACAAAAGAUGAGAUGCGAACAAUGCAGGAACAUUUUGUACUUUUGGAGACAUCGUUAAAAAGUAAAAAUGAAAAUCUUCUAUCACAAUUACAAGAAAGGGAUAAUAAAAUAACAGAAUUAGAAGAAUCGGUUAAACGGUUUGAAGAAGAAGUUGAUAAACAAAAGUUAGCUGAAUCGGCGAGUGCUGAUUUCUCUCGUUCCACAAUGGAUACGUUGGUAGAGACUAAAGAAGCAAUGAAAUCAAUGCAAGAAAAUUUUGUACUUAUAGAAUCUUCACUGAAAACAAAAAACGAUAGCCUCCUUCAACAACUACAAGAUUAUGAAUUAAAAUUGGCGGAAGCUAACGAACGAGUAUUUAAACUGGAAUCCGGUAUUGGAAUACAAAGAGAUCCAUCGGUUGAUGAUCUGCAAUUUAAAUUAGAAAAAUUGGAGCACAGUAACAAAAAAUUACAAGAUGAGAAAUAUGACCUACAAAAAAGUAUUGUUGAGCUGCAAGACAAAAUUGUGAACUUGUCUGGCCAUGGUAAUAGCACCUUGGUAGAAAAAGACAAUAGAAUAGUUGAACUUGAAAAUUUAGUAGAAGAAUUAAAACAAUCUAAUAAACUUCUUGAAGAAGAAUCUAAGGAAGAAUUGCAAAAACUAGUAGCUGACUUGACAUUGAAAAAUGAAGAAUUUGUAAAUAAAAUUACAGACCUUAGAAAUUUGGUACAUAAACUUGAAAAAGAAAACAGUGAUAUUGCGGCUAAAUUACCAGAUGAGAAUGCAGUUAGCGAAGACGAAAAAGUAGCGAAACUUACAAAAGAAUUAGAAGAUUUGAAUAAGACCAUGAUAAAAAUAAAAGCACAACAUAAAACUAAAGUAAAGAAUUUGCAAAAGCAAUUGGAAGGUUUCAAAAUGGUAUCAGACACAAAUGCGGAACUUGUUAGAUUGGCGAAUCAAGUGGCAUUGCUAGAGGAGGAGAAAGGUAACCUUCAGCUGAAUCUGGUAGACUUUGACGAGCUUAAAGCCUCAGCAGGAGACUGGCAAGAACAGAUCGUUUACCUCGAAAGUAAAGUUUCCGAUCAGUCAAAAGAAAUUCAAAUGCAAAUUGAGGCCAUUGCCGCGUUAGAGAAUCAAAAAUUGGAUCUCAUGCAAGAACUUCACAUGGCAAAGCAAGAAAUUUCAUCUUUAGAGGCAGAAAAUGCAGAAUCUGAAAAUCUUAGGGUGACCGCAGAAAUGAAAGUUGUCGAAUUUGAGGAACAGUUGGAAGCUAUGCAAAAAUUGGAGAACGAUAACAAAUCUUCGCAGGAAGAAAGUCACGCAAAAUUAAUAAGACAGAUAGAAGAUUUAACGCAGGAAAAUACUGAACUGCACAGUAGGAUAGGCAAGAUGGAAGAGAAGGGAGCUUACGAUUCCGGUUCUACUGAGUCGUUUGAAGCAAUACAAGAAUUAGACAGAAGCGACUUGUUGAAGAAAGUUGAGGAUCUGUUACAGAAAAAUAACGAAUUGACUAAUAAAUUAAGCAAGCUUCACGAGAAAGGAAAUUCACAUGCAGGAUCUACAGAAUCGUUUGAAACCAUACACGAUACAGACAAGAAUGAACUAUUAAAGAAAAUCGAUCAAUUGACUCAAGAGAAUUCUGACUUGACAAUGAAGUUGAGUCGACUGGAAGAAAAAGGAUCGUCCGAUACGGGUUCAACGGAAUCUUUUGAACGUAUCCCAGAGCACAACGAGAGUGUAACGAAAAUUGAUCUCCUUACACAAGAAAAUAGCGAGUUGGUAAUUAAACUUACAAAACUGGAAGAACAGUUGGAACACCUAGAGUCUAGUCGGAAGGAAUCUAAAUCGGACAUCGAUGUAAAAUCAAAAGUUGAUAGUUUAUUGGAAGAAAAUAAUAAUCAGUUCGUAGAAUUGUCUAAUCUUAGAGCACAAUUAUUAGAGGUCACAAUAGAGAAUACUAAUUUGCAGAAACAAGUUGAAAAUUUAACUGCAGAAAUGUCAGUUACUCAAUCGGAGGAUUCUUCUGACAGAUUAAAGAGGGACAUUGAUUUUACAACACAGAUCGAUGAAUUAUUAGAAGAGAAAGUUCACCUUGAAAAGGAGAUAAAAGAACUGCGCAAUGAGUUGGAAAAAUCGCGCGAGGUCACCGUUCAGGAUCACGAAACAAAUAAUUUGAAAUCGAGGAUAGAGAACUUAUUAAAAGAAAACGAGCAAAUACUUUUGAGAAUGUCGGAACUUGAAACAUUUAACGAGAAAUUGAAAGGCGAUCUGACAACUGUAAAUUCAGAGAAGGAUGAAUUAUACAUAGAAAUCAAUCAAAUGUUGCCCGAAGAGCCUGUCAAUGAUAAAUCAGGCUUCCUUGAGAAAUUAGGAAAAUUGCUCAAAGAGAAACAACAACUGAAUGAACAAGUAGAAAUUCUUCUCGAAAAAUCUGCUAAAGAGUCUGAAAAUCGGGCGGCGGACGAGUUUGAAAAUAAACUUGAAAAUCAAGAAAGGGAGUUAGAAGAAAAAGACAAGCAGGUCAGCGAUUAUCAAGCGUUUGAACUGAAAAUAGAGAGCCUCGAGAGUGAAUUGAAGGAGAUGCAAGAGAAAGUGAACAGAUUGUUGAUAGAAAAAGCCUCCAUUGAAGAGGAGUUUAAUAGAUUGGAGAAAGAGAGUAGCGUAUUGAUCGAAGAGAAAAAGAUGAAAGACGAGGAGAAUAAUUUGUUGAAGCAACAAUUGCAAGACACCGUUAGUUCGUACGAGUUACAAAUUCAAGAGAAGCUGGCAGCAAUAUCUGAAAAAGAGAGAGAAAUUGUUAACUUGAAAGAAGUCAUUGAAGAGAAAGAUCAGGAGUUACACGCCAAAUACACAGAACUACAAAAUAAAAUGAUUGCAAUAGACAGUUUACAAGACGAAUUAAAUAAUUUUAAAACGUUAGUUCAAGAGAAAGCCGCUUUGUUGUCGUCAUCGUCCGAGGAAAUUCUGGAUCUUAACAAUGCAGUAAGGAAUAAAGACGAAGAACUAUUUGCCCUGAGGAAAGAUGUUAUCGAAUUAAAUAAUAAGAUGGAGGAAUAUAAACCUUUGAAGGACUAUAACGAAUUAUUGGAACAAUUAAAAAAUAAGGAUAUGAUACUCGACGAAGCUCAAUAUAGAAUUAAUGCUAUCGCGAAAGAAAACGAUAACUUAUUACAGGAAGUGAAGAAAUGGACUCAACAGAACGACGACAUUGAACAACGAUUGAACGAAAAGCAACAAGAAUGUUCGCAGCUAUUGGUAACGAAGGAACGCUUGGACGCAGAGAUCGCAGAUCUUAAGAACGCUAAAGAACAAGACGAAAAGCGUAUUUGGGAGAUACAGAACAUUAUAGACCUCAAUGCAAACUUUGUCGACGACUUGCAAGCCGAAUUAAGGGGCGCGUACAAGCAGAUAGAACAGUUGAAGCUGAAGCACACAGAGGAUAUGCAACUGCAGAACCAAAGAAUCGAAAACUUAAUUAAGGAUCUACAAUCCAAGACACAAGAGUGCGAAAUGCUGAACAGCGAACUGCUAGAGAAGCAGAGAUUGGUAGGGCAAAACGUAACAGAGGAAAUCAAAGUCGCCUUGGAGGCUAAAGUUGCUGAGUUGGAGCAGAAGUUGAAAGACUCAGAGGAUAAAAUACAGAUGCAGCUGGAGAAAAUGAAGAAAAUAGCAGCGAACCUCAAGAAAAAAUCAGCGGUGUGCCAAGAGCUCGAGACCAGGGUCACAGAGCUCGAGGAGAAGUGGACAACCGAGAAGGAUGAGAAAGAAGCGAAAAACAAGCAGAUUCAGGACGUAGAGAUUUCGAUGCGCGAGAAGGACAAUCAAAUAGCGGACUUGGAGAAGAAGUUAAUUCAGGCGAGGAGCGAGAGUGCGGAAGCUUUCGCGAACGUCGACAAGCUCACCAGUGAUUUGUCCAAUUCGAAGGAGAAAAUGUCGUUGCUCGCGCAACAGUUCACUGAGAUGGAGGAGGAGAUCGUAAAGUUGCGGGCUGACUUGGAUUCCUCGGCGAGCGAGCUCGCGACCGAGAGGAAUAUGAAGCAGGAUGUAACCUUGGAGUACGAGGGCUACAGGGAGCAGAUUGCAAAGGAAAACGAGCACAAGCAAGUGGAGCUGGACGAGGUGAAGGAAAAGGCUAGGGAGCUCAGCGUGCGAAUGCAGGUGAUGGAAGCGGAGUACGUUGAGCAGCUUGCCUUGAUAAAGAAUCUGAUAGCCGAGAACGCUUUACUGUCGUCGAAGCAAACUCAGAUUAGCGAGAAGCUGGAGAACGUGGAGAAGGAAUCGGAACAGCGGAGAGUGUUGCUGGAACAGAUGCAGAGGGAAGCAGUCAGUUCCGUGACGGCCACCACUCAAACGGUCGACGAAGAAGCCGUCGAGGAGGACGCGAAAAUUUCCGACUCGCAGCACUGCAAUCAUUGCGAGCAAUGUCAGACCGUGGUGCAAGCGUUGGAGGCGAAACUGCAGGAGCGAGAAGCGGAGAUCGAGAACUUGGACAACGAGUUGGCUAACUCAAUUGGUAAUUUCGUGCAAAUGCGAGAGUCGCUCAGGUACAACGACAUGAUGAAUCAAACCGCUAUGCGGAACAGGUCGUUGGAGGAUCCGUACAACGAUCUCUUGUUCCAAUAUAAUGCCCUAGUGUCGAGCAACGAGGAGGUCAAAGUGAAAUUGGAAGAAGCUUCGAAACAGAACAAAGACUUAGCAGAGGCGAUCGAAGGUUUGCAAUCCGCGAAGACUUCGUUAGAGGAGAAGAUAAUGGCGGCGGAGCAGGCCCUGCAGGAGACUAGAUUGAACACGGAGAAGCUGGAGAACGUUGAUUCGUUGAACUCCGAUUUACUGAAGAAAUGCGAGGACAGUGAAGCGAAGUUGUUGAACGUUCACCAAGAGAUGCAGGCUGUUCGAGAGCGCGCCGAUCUGCUGGAAGAGCAGUUAAGCUCUCAGACUGCGUUACUGAUGUCCGAAGGGGAGCAGCGAAUACAAGCGGAGAAACAGCUGGAAGACAUGAAGAGCAACGUCGAGCAGGAAAUAGAGUCCUUGAAGGCUGACAAGGCUGCGUGCGAGAGGACAAUAGAGGACCUGAAGAUCGAGUUGGAAACCUAUCAGAAUCAAAGUGAACGGUUUGAGAAAUCGACGAUUAAGAAGGAAUCCCCGACUUUCGAUUUCCCGACCAACGAAGCCGACAACGCGCCUCAGUUGUUCGACGCGUCGAAAAUCUUCGGUGCGGCGUCCUCCUUUGGUCCCAGUCCUCUGGACGACUCGGAAGUGCUGAAACUCCAAGCGUUGUUGAACGAGAAGGAGGCGCAAUGCUCGAACCUCACGCAAGAGAUCAACGAUCUGCAGAAGCAGAUGAUAGAGGAGAGGGAAACCUCGAGGAAGGAGUUGCACGUGGCGCAGACGAAUCAUGAGAGAGCGGAAGAAUUUCUGACCGAGUCGAAGAGGGAGGUGGAGUCGUUGAACGACGAGAUGCAGAAUUAUAUGUUGCAGAUAAGACAAGCGAUGGGGUCUAUAGAGAAGCUGUCCUCGGAACGCGACCAGCAGACCGCUUUAUUGGAGUCGUACAAGCUCCGGAUGGCCGACUUGGAAGGACAAUUGGGAAAUUCGACCGAUUCGGAACUGAUACAAGACCUGGAAGCCCGCGUCUCGAACAUCACCAAGGAGAGGGACUUGCUGCAGUUGCAGAUGAGCGACUUGUCCAGGUCGCUGGAGGAGCUGAAGGACGCCAACGAAAUUGGGAAACGCCUGCAGACGGAGAUCGAGAGAACGGCGCGCGAGAGGGACGAGGCGAAAGAACUAGCGGCUAAUUUGACGCGAGCUUUGGAAGACGCUCGCGAAACCGCGGCCAGAACGACCGCCGUUGCCGACUCGUUCGCCAAAGAGUCGGCGUUCGCAGAGGAGUCCUUGGCAACUCGCGCGGAUUCGGAUACUUCGAAGACGACCACCGACAAUCUUAAAGAAACGACCCCCUCCGACACUUGGGACACUGGAUCCACCGAGAAGCUGAACGUCGACGAGGAGACCUGGGGCUGGAACCCGGAAGACGCGGAAUUGGCCGGCGAGCAGCAGGUCACCGCUCUAAUUCCCAGCACGGAGAUCCAAUUGCAGGCGAAGAUGGAGGAUCUCGAGGAUCGCAUCAAGGACUUGGAGAAGGAGAGGGACAAGCUGACGGAGGAGAACAAGCAUGUCCAGCUGCGGAGCGGCAAGAUGAUAAAGAAGCUGAAGGAGUACAAAGUGCAGGUGGAGAAUCUUCAGCAGCAGUUGAAGAUCCAGAAGUCGACGAGCGACUUCUACGAGCUCGACUCCGCCAUAGAGGAGGAGCUGAAGUCUCAGAUCAGCAGGCUGGAGAAAGCGUUGAACGAGAACAGGGAGGAGCAGAAGAGCAUGGCCGCGGAGAAGGAGGCGCUGACGAAACGUCUGGACGUCGUGCUGUCGGCGAACGAGCGGUACAUGGAGAUGAAGGAGCGGCAGGACAUGGACAUGGAGGUGUUGCGUAUACGGAACAAGGAGCUGUCGGACAAGGUCGAGACGCUGGACAGGCGGUUGCAGGAGGGCGCAGCCGUCGUCGAAGAGAGCGACGCUUCCCGAAACGAGGGCAGCGUUGCUCCGCUGGAAGAGGCUAAACCGGUCGAUCGGCCGAAGAGAUCCGUGGACGGCGAGGACUUGGAGGCCCGGUGCAAGAAGUACAAAGACGAGGUCGACGACCUCAAGGACGAGAUGGAAGCGCUGGCGACGGAGAACGAACAGCUGCAGCAGGUUUUGGGCGAACUGAAGAACAAGCUGUCCGCCUUGGAGUCGAAACGGACGGCGGACGAGAACGAAUCCAUUCAGAUCGUGGACGACCUGAACAAGAAGAUCUCGGAGCUGCAGGGCAUGCUGAGCAAGACUCGGGAGGAGUACGAGUUACUGAGGAAGCAGUACGAGCAAAGCUUAAUGGACGCCAACGAUCAGGUCUCGGUGAUGAGGCAGAACGCCGAUUUUCUAAAGGAGGAGACGUUCGAGAAGAUCAGCAACCUGGAAGCGAAGAUCGCCGAUCUCCUCCGACAGAUCGAAGCGUCCGAAGCGAACGGGAACAGCUUGCAGCAGAGCUUGGAGGAAGCUCUUAAGGAGAAAGCGAGGCUGGAAGAUCAUUGCUCCGCUUUAGUGGCCUCUUCGGAGAAGCAGUUGUCCGGUAUGAGCGCGUCGAUGGCGGAAGUGACUGAACUGCUGAACGUCAGGAUACAGGAGGUGGCGGAUUUGAAACAGGAACUGCAGAGACAGUACGUGGACCACGAGGGCGUGAAAAUGCAGCUGCAGGAUUCGAUGCAGCAGUUGAACUUGGAGCUUGCCGAGAAGAGGCAGCAAGUGGAGAGCUUGAAGAAAUCCUUGCUCGACAAGGAGAACGAGGUCGUCCAACAGCAGAGCGUGGAGAUGGUCAGCGCUCUGGUGAGUCAGGCCACCCAGGAGCUGGUGCAGAAGCACGCGAUCGAGAUCGAGAAGAAAGAGAAAGAGGUCCGUCAGCUUACCGAGAGGAUAUCCGCAUUGGAAGCGACGGCGAACAACUGUUUGCUGGAGAAGGAGAGCAGUACUGGCCAGUUCGAGGCUCAGAGGCAGGAACUGGAACGUCUGAGGAGCGAGUUAGCGGAGAAGGAAUCGAUCCAAGGAUCUCUUCAGCAGAGUCUGACUUCGUUGAAGGAACAGUUGUCCGUUAAAGAGUCACAGGUGUCCGAGAACGAGGAGACGGUUCGAGUGCUCUCCGUUCAGAACAAAGAGUACAUGGAAGCUGUCGGAGACUUGCAGAAGCGUUUGAACGAGACUGAAACGUUGUCCAGUAGCGUGCAAGAUUACGUUUCGCGUGUCCAAAGUUUAGAGCACGAUCUUGAGGUGACGAAAGCUUCUCUGGUCGAGACGGAGACAGCGCUCAGAAAUUCCACCCAGGAAACUGCGACGUGUAUGGCGAGUUUGGAGAAGGACAGAGCAGAGAUGAACGAACUUCGCGCAGAAGUGCAAAAGGCUGACGCGUUGAGAAACGAGCUGCUGCAGAAAACCGAGCAGAUUAAUCAUUUGAGUUUGGAAUUAGAGGCUGCCAACGACACUUUGAACGAAGCUAGGCAGAGCUUGAACGACACGGUGUCUUCACUGGAGGCGAGCAAUCGAGCACUGGCUGAGAAGCAAAUGGAACUGGAGAGGCUGUCAGCUGCACCCCGUCAGAGUCCGUCUGAGAUAGACGGUUUGCCCGUGUUCAGGAUGGCCGACGACACUCAAAGUCUGCAGCGCACGAUCGACGCUAUGCAAGCCGAGCUGGAUAGAAAGCAGGGCGAAAUCGACAAUCUGAAGCACAUUUUAGACGAGAAUACGUAUCCCAGUAUACUACAAGAGAUGCAAGACAAGAUGAACGUCCUGUACAACGAAAGAGCUGAACUGGAGGCUGCUCUAAGAACGGCGGAGCUGCGAAUCGCGGAGAAGGACAAACAACUCGAUGCUCUGACGCAACGAAUGGAGGCACCGUGUCGGGAGGAAUUAGUGUCCAAAGAGGAGGCGAGCAUGUCCGCGAAAAGUCGGAGGUCCGCGGAGGACCAGGAGGAGAUCGUGAGGCUGCAGAACGAGUUGCACACCAAAGAGCAAGAGAUCAACGAGCUGAAGUACGUAAUAGCCGAGAAGGACUCGCAGUUGUCCUUGCAGGCCAGCAUGGAGCCGCAGUCCGACGACUUCGAGCUACGCGAGAUGGUGCAGAGGCUGACCGCAGAACUGUACGCCAAGGAGCAGGAGAUUCAGCAUCUUAAAACGAUCAUCACCGGACUGGAGCAGGAAGUGUCUCAGCUGCGGGAGCUCGAGAGGCUGUCGGAGGAGACCAGGAACGCCAUAGAGAAGCUGAGCGUGGAGAAGGAGCAGGUGCGAGUGCAGGCGCAAGAAUUCCUAGAGCAGAAGCUGAGAGAGAAGGAGAUGGAGAUCAACGAGGUAAAGGAAAGGCUGUCCAUCGAGAACAGAAACAUUCUGAGCGAGUUGCAGUUGAGAGACAGAGACAUCGAGAACCUGAGGAAGCAGCUGGUGGACUCGUCCACGGUGGGACAGAGAUUAACGGACGAUCUACACCAGAAAGAGGAGCUGAUCGUACAGGUGAACGCGGACCUGGCGGAGAAGGAGCGCAGAUUGGCCGAGCUGAGCAUCACCAAAGACGCGGAGCUUCAUAACUUGAAGGUGCAGAUCCACGAGAAAGAAGUGCGCAUCGAGGAGCUCUCGGCCCUCUUCGACGAAGAACAGAAGCAGCUGAGGGACCUGAAGAACACGCUGGAGGCCAGGGAGACUGAAAUAAAUUCGCUGAAGACACUCCUGGAAGAUAAAGUGAAGGAGUACGAGAUGAUCCAGAACGUGCUGAAGAAAGACGUUUCCAUCAUGGACACUUCCGCGGUGCGGAACCCAGAGGCUUCGAGCGAACAGAACAGUACGUCGACCUCGCAGGAACUGGAUCUUGCUCUGUACAUGCUCCACCAACGAGACGUUAGAUGCGAGGAGCUGACGCACGAGUUGAUGCAGCUGCUGGAAGAAAGGGACACCCUGCAGCUGCGCCUGUCGAACGCUAUCAGGGUGAACGAGGAGCUGAGGAAAGGAAGCAAUCCCGAUUUGAGUCUCACGCAAGAACCUUCUAUCUCUGGAACAACUGAACCGCAUGUGGAACAUCCCUCGCCUUCGAAGUCCGAAGGACCAGUCGAGAUUGCCAAAGAAGCCAUCGAUGCUCCGAUUGGAGAAGACAAGGAGACUCUUGCUCUGAAGCUGUCACAGUUGCACACGGUGAGCCAUGCGAAAGACGUGCGAUUGAGGGAUGAACGAGAAUUGAGGCACACGCAGCAAAUGUCUUUGCUAGCGCACAAAGACGUCCUAAGUACUUUGCCCCCAGAAGCAGCUGCCAGGCUCGUCAAUGCGAAUUACACACUAUCUAGGGAUGUUCAGAGUCAAUCGAGUGUUUUACUGAACUGGCUGUGGGGAAAAAGCACGCCAAAGGUGGUACACAUGUGAUGGGCUUCUGACAUCGGUGAAGUGGACAUCCUCCUUGCCUUCUGGAUACAUUCCUGCCAAGUGCCAACUGCCAAGACAAUUCCUGUAAUUAGACUAGGCCGGACAUGAUAAAUGCAUUUGCUGUGUAGCAACGUCUUGGUCGAGUUUAUCGUUGCGGGUGGCCAUACUUGCGUCGAGUUACGCUCGCCCCGCCGAAGGGGAUUGAAAAAGUAUUUGUAUUUUCGCCGUGACAUUUCCGAGCGAUGGUAACGGAGUCCUGCUUUCCUAGGCAUCUAAACCGGAAGUCUCUCCUCUUCGGGUCAGAAGAGAGUGCCGAGGAGACGACUUCAUUUGUAUCAUAAUCGUUGUAUAGCCAUCGUUUUUAGGUGCACUGAACGAAGAAUUGCCUUGGAGAAAACUGUAUAUUUCAGUUAUUUUAUUAGCUACGAGUACUGUUAAUAUUGUAAGAUGUUUCCCGGGUAUCGGACCGAUACCCAGGAGGUGUGUUUGCUCCGAUGAUUACUCUUUCACGUUCUCGUAAUCGUUGCGUUGCAAUCUGUUCGCGUAAAAUUGUGUUUCUGCGACUUGGCCGUCUUCCGAUGGUUUUCCAUUGGAAAGGGAAACGAGAGCUGUUCGAGAGGAACUCUGUCUCGUCGCAACAACUGAUACAGUAUGUUCACUGUAGCAACUUGUCCAUCGAUGGUGGUGCCGUAAUUGUCCGUUAUUCUUUGACCAUAUUGAUUCGAACUUUCUAUUUCCACGAAAUUUUGUACAGAGAAAAGUAAGCGUCGGCGAAUAAAUAAAUUAUAAGACGAAAUAUUUCUUCAUCGGACGUGUUCUUUUAUUGUCAAACUGAUUCUCUCUCCUUUCCGAUUUUCGGAACAGUCCGAAGAGGUUGAUUCAGUACACACAACGUCCUAUACUUUAUUGAUCGAACCUUGCGCGAGUACAA